AUGAAAGCAGGGUCACAGAAAAAGACAGAAGGAGAAGAGAGAGUGAGCGUGCUGUGGGCUGCUCAUCAAUCUGAAAGCUAUAAAAUAUCCCCCCCUUAUUCACUGCUUGCUAGCUGUAAAGGACAAAGGCUCCCAGUACAGAUCAGCUAUUCUUUAUUGUCCCCAUUCUGGAGAGCUACAGCUUUUAUGGAAACCCUGAGUCAGCACCUGGAGUACCUUGGCCUCUGUGGAGAUCACAUAGAAGCUGAAGAAGACCAGAUCCUUGAAAGUCUGAAUGGGAUUCUCCUGGCUCUUACUGAAGAUAAGCAGAGAUCCUUCAGCCUACUUAAAGAGAGUGGGAUCUUCCUAACUUUGGCAAAAAUCCUGAAGGGCAAUCCACGAUGCGCAGUGAAAGCAGCCCAGGUGCUUUCAGAGAUAGCCAAAAAUGAGGAAAUGAAGAAGCCAUGUAUUGAAGCAGAUUUAGUUCCAACUUUGAUACCUCUGCUGGAGAGCACAGACCAAGAAAUGUUGCUUCAUGCUGGGAGGGCUAUUGGCCGUAUCUGCUAUGAUAAUCGGAAUCUUCAAGAAGACCUGGUGAAGGUAGGAGUAAUCACAUCACUAGUCCGAAUAUUAACCGAUUAUGCAGAGAGUGAACCACUUGUCCAUGUUGAUCUAUUGGCCUUAUGUAAUCUUGCAGAACUUGAUACAGCUAAGGAAGCUCUAAGCAAGACAAAGGUUGCUGAACAGCUGGUGAAACAACUGAGAAGAGCAGAGAACCAUGAGAGGCUAGAAAUUGUCUUUGAGGUCCUGCAAGCGCUUGCAGAAAAUGAUGCUCUGAAAGUGCAGUUGGUGGAGGCGGGCGUGCAAGAGGUGCUGUCUGAGAUCCUGCUGAGGCUCCAGGGUAGUUCACAAGCUGAAGAUACAUGCAUUGUGAAGGCUGCAUCAGAUCUCAUUGUCUCUCUGCUUCUUGGAGAUGGCAACUGUGUACGAAUGGUACAAGUGGGAGUCAUACAUCAGCUUCUGGAUCUUUUGGAGAAACACGUAGAGAGUGGGGACGUCUCUGUUCAACAUGCUGCACUCAGUGCACUUCGAAACCUCGCUAUACCAGUUGUUAACAAGGUUCAAAUGCUGGAGGAAGGUGUGGCAGAUCGGAUUCAGGCACUUCUAAGGUCAGAGAUGCCUCCUGUGCAGUUUAAACUUCUUGGAACACUACGGAUGUUAACAGAUGGUCAAGCUGAUGCGGCUGAAAUCUUGGGCCAAGACCCCAUGCUGCUCAACAGGCUUGUGCAGUGGUGCAAUGCUAACAACCACACCGGCAUUUGUGGAGAGGCGAAUCGGCUGCUAGCAUCAAUCCUGCGUCACAACAGAUCCCAAGAAGUGGUCAAAGCCAUCCAGGAGGCACAAGGAGUGAAGCAUCUGGUUUCCAUGACAACAAGCGAACAUGCUGCCACGCAGAAUGAGGCUCUGAAUGCCUUGGCAAUAGCAUCUGCAAUCGAUCUAGAAACCCUUGAAGGAUCUUUUAAGGAAUCACAGCUAGUUCAAAGCUUACACAAACUUCUACAAGAUGAUAAUACAAGUCCUGAGGUGAAAUAUAAUUCAAUGGGUCUUUUGUGCAGUCUUCUUAAUUCAGGUGAUCUGAGACAAGAAAUAGAAGAGGACAAGAUUAAAGAAACCCUCGAACAGCUCUGCAGUCACAGUAACGCAAAUGUGGUCAAGGAAGCUGUCACAACUUUGCAGGUUUUGAGAGGAGAGGCACCCCACUAAUGUCCCUUCUUCCCUGUAGCAACCCUGCGCUGCUGCUGAGGCAAAUGCAAUAAAACACCAGCUUUGCCAACCCUAUCUUGCAUUUGUUAUGCUGACGCAUAACCAACACUACUGAAGUCCAGAUACAGCUCCUGCUUUUAAAGAUGUACAUACAAAAACAACCCCUCUCAUUUGCUCAUCUAUUUGGCCUACAAAUACUUGCAUCACUGCUGCGCUUCACCAAGCCACUAACACACAGCAGCAGGAAUAAAGUCUGUCAAGCAAGUGGUCUUAGAAAACAUCCCAUGAGAAGCAUCAGGCAGUUACCACUUCUGUAACCCAGUUUUAAGCUGCUUGGUUUUGUAAAACCAGGAUAUCAUUUGCAAAUUUUUCUUAUAUCAACAGGACUUUAAAACCACUACCAAAAAAUCUCAAGCUUAUAUCACGCAAGCUGAAACAUCAGAGUUUUAGGUUACGUGAAAGCUGUAGCUUAAACAAUGCAAAGGGUCCAACCGUUAACAUGUUAAAUCCACCAAAACUGUACCUUUAAACCAACUCCCCCUUCAACUUCCAAUUUAAAGCUCAUCUCUGAGUUUUUACCUCCUAGUGUCACCAGCUAUAUUCCUAAGUAUCUGAGGUCAGUCAGAUACUUAGGAAUUUCAGAGUUGCAGGUAUUGUGAUCUGGAAUGAGACUCAGUAGAAGUAAAAUUUACAUGAAACUGCAAAGUCCACACAAUGCUUGGACAAGAAACAAAUUAAAGCUAGUUAGAAUUACAAGUGGGCACACAUGAAUAUUUGGAAACAGCAGCUGGUAUUUCCUUAAUUUAUCUCUGGUAAGAGAGCCUAGGUUUAACUUUAGAUAAUGAAAAACUGUAGUAAACCAAAUGUUUCUGAACAUUUCUGCAGAAACCUUUCAUAUUUAAAAAUGGUCACUUGAUAAAAAAGGUAAGAACAGGACCUAUUGCACAACUUGUUCUUAUGGGAACUUUUUGAAGCAGUUGUAUGUCACAGAGUCACACUGUCAAGACACAGGAGAUCAAAUUGUUAAACCCUGUAGUGGUAGAUACCGAAGAGCUAGGGACCAAUGACUUUUUUAGCCAGCAGUUGGAAAAGUACUGACCUUUAAAAAAAUUGUUAUAAAGCAGAAAAUAUUAAAGUCAACAAGGCAUCCUGUUCUCAAACAAUUUGAGUAUAACUGGAUUAUGUCUGCAAACAAACGUUACAACUUUCUUCCUGCAAAAGCUUUCCCACCUGCAAAACAUGUUAGCAGUAUUUAGCCCACUAUAUUUGACACCAAAUAUCACUUUCAGGAGUACUCUUGAGAAAGGGCAUUUCAUAAAACCACCCAAACAAGUCACUUGGUGAGUAACAUACAAGCAGGUUUUGACCACAGAGUAGGAAAAAAAGAAAAAUCAAGAGCUGAACCACAUACUGUUUUCUCUAGCUUAAAGCACGCAGUGAUAUGGGCAUCCCACACAUUUCCAAUGUCAAAAUGAGAAAAGAAAUUGCUUCAGACAAUCGUAACUUCAGAAUAAGAUCUGCAGUUGUACCUAAACCAGGCAUUAGUAUAAGAUACAUCAGGAUCUAUUGUAAGUUCUAUAUAUACACACACCAAAUAGCUACGUUCAAGUUAAGUCACUCUUACCAGAAAUCAUCCAACCUUAACAUUCUACAUUAUCCAAUUCCAGAUACUGCAUGAUUUUAAUAUAGCCACUAUUGGUUAAAUGUUUCUCUGACCUUAUUAAAAUUAAAAUCAGGUUUUAAUGCAUUAAAGAAAUGUUAAAAUGGUCAAAGCAGCAGACACAAACCUAUUUCUGCAAGCCUUAUCUUCAAAUCUGGAAGUUACUUCCCUUCUGCACUUUGCAGUAGUUUCAGGAACCUUGCUUGGACACAACAAACCAUAGACUGUGCAAAUCACAAGACAACUGCGGAUAGUGGCAGUCAAAGUGCAAACAGCAGUUUUAACUUUUUGGGUGUCCAGAGACUUAGUGAUUUCUCUACACCAUUCUGCAGCUCUUCACUUGUUCACAGCUUUCCAUUAACAAUGGAGGGAAAAGCAACAGUGUUAUCUAUUAUUCAGCAGCCCAGACUGAAAAAAAAAUAAUCAAGAAUUAGUUUCAGCAAAAUAUACACACGAACACCAGUGGACUUUUACCAUUUUUGUAGUUAUCCACAAAUUCCAGUCUCAGUAGCCAGUCUAAACCUUAGAGAGGGAAAUACUAGCGACUAGAAGCAACAAAUCUUAGAAAUCAAACUCCAGGAGUACAAAACAUUAAAUUUUAUUUAAUCAAAUUUAAGGCUUGAGAAAAAAAAAAUAUACUGAAAGUCAUUCAGAAAAAGCCAUCGCAGAAGAGACAGAACCUCCCCUUCCACUGGCUAAACAAUGUUCAAGCUGCAUGAUAACUCACAGCAGCAGGGGGAAGGAAGAGGAAAGGAUGAAAUGGGGAGACAAAAAACAAGGCAAUUCUAC
Chroicocephalus ridibundus (black-headed gull) is the source of this 4192-nucleotide messenger RNA. Its product is annotated as rap1 GTPase-GDP dissociation stimulator 1-like. The record is from RefSeq and is a predicted model, not a curated record. Gene Ontology annotation, cellular component: cytosol. NCBI's taxonomy places the organism in Eukaryota, Metazoa, Chordata, Aves, Charadriiformes, Laridae. Gene Ontology annotation, molecular function: protein binding; guanyl-nucleotide exchange factor activity. The coding region runs from base 1 to 1743 and encodes 580 amino acids. Gene Ontology annotation, biological process: positive regulation of GTPase activity. The transcript has 14 exons.